AUCAUGGUAUCUAUUGUUUGGUCACACUGAAUAACCGUGAUUCGUCUCUUUACACACCCUCCUAUGACCAUAUAUCGGUUUUAAAGGUUUUAGUGUACUUUUUUCCCUUGCCAGCUUGUGUACAGACAUUGGAAUCGCUAAUUGCUUAAUUAACUUUACACGAAUGCGCCCGAACGAUAUACCUUUUAGUAAAGUGAAAAUCAUGUUUACAGACCUCGUGCCAAAACGAAAUCGGAGACAUCGUGUUAUGUAUCCAGAAACGGAAAGUGUAAAUUGUUGAAUGCUGUGUAUAAUAUGUUUCCAAACGUAUCACCAUCUAUUGGAUUUACGCUGCUUCGGACAGUGCAAUAAGAGUAUAAUUGGUGAUUUACUCUUCACAUGCUCAUCUCACACAUCUGGAGGAGUCCUAAAAUAUUGAGUAUUCGAUUUUGUUUUCCCCUGGAACUGUUUCCAUGCUCUACAAGAGAGCUGGAAUUGGUAUUUCAUUUGUAUUCAUUCGGAGCCACCAGUACGUCCUUACAUAAAAUGGAAAUGGUAUUACCUGGAAAUGCGGUUAUAGGGUAUUUCAUCUACCUCCAACAACAUUAGAACAUCAAACAUCGGGCUACUGUAAAUGAUACUGAUGACUGGAUGAGUACUACAAUAUAGGAUAGCGGACAUCAGUCAAUUGAAACAGUACGCGAAUAGAUUGGGGGAGAUAUACUUUACUUUUGACCGGAGUUGAAAAUAACCGCUCUGCACUAUGGCGAGAAUCAAGAGCCUGAUACGCCGAAACCAGUGCACUAUUCUUUACCACGCCAUUCUUCUCGUCGUCGUUUUUGUAGUCAUUUCCAACUACGGCGAUAUCACCAACGUUGCUAAGUGCAGAUUGUUUUACGAAAGGAGGGAUGUCAACACGGAAGAGGACAACGUGGACAUCAACCCGCCCAUGCCGCUCGUCGACCACGUCGAGGAGUCGUUGGAUGAGUUGAAUUCUGACGUUCGGGACCCUGGUGAAGGAAUGGAGGAUGUGGCACAAGGGCGACCUCGAGGCAAUGCCACCUCUUCCGUCGUCCAGGAAAAUGCAGAGCUUUUAGGAGAAGGUGAUGGUUCCCCUGAAAAGGAUUCUGGGAGGUUCAAAGAUAACCGACAACUUCCGUACGAUCUUCACGAUAUUCACGCUCAGAUACUUCAAAACAUUCCCAUGAUACCCCGCGUAAAUAGAGUCGAAGCGGUGCCGCGAGUUCGACCUCAGAGGAAGCCCUAUGAUCCUAUUAAACAUCACUUCAGAUUAGAGGGAGAAGGUGCAGUUCAUGGACCAGCAAUGUCUGAGAGGGAACUGACGAAGAGGGCGAAUGUUCUUAUUAUUGCUGCAAUGAGGACAGGCUCGUCCUUUCUUGGGGAAUUGUUUCAGCAGAGAGGGGACUUCUUCUACAUGUUUGAACCAGGAAUGCAAAUAAUGCACAGGCUCGACUCAUUAAACCUGACCCGACGAGUGAUCUACACGAAACUCAUCGAAAUGCUACAUGACUUCUACCUUUGCAAAUUCGCUUCCGUUCCUUUCUUUGUAGACGGAUUGAAUCGAACGACAUUAUUCGCCCGCAAGCAAAUGAUUCCCGCCCUAGUUUCACCUCAGUUCUGUCGCAAGCGUAUGCCAGGAGAACGUCCUCGAGAUGCGUGCCAAGAUGUGAGCGUGAAGGUCCUGGAGACUGCGUGUAGAACGAAAGACCACACUGCCGUCAAAUCUAUCAGGGUACUGGACAUUAACCUUAUGAUAUCCGCAGUCAAAGACCCUGAUCUGAACCUGAAGCUGAUCCACUUGAUCCGCGAUCCUAGGAGUAUGAUUUUAUCACGAUUAAAACUUAAUUUUCCUACUGUCAAAGUAUUCAAUGUGACUGAGCUAUCCGAUGUAUAUCGCAACAUCCUCUUGAAGUAUUGCUCCAGCUGGCUCCAGAACUAUGAGAUAGGGCACUAUGUGCCUUUGAUGAGGAAGAACUACUUGAUGGUGCGGUAUGAGGAUCUGGCACUAGAACCCUAUGCUUACACAAAAAGAAUAUACGAUUUCGUUGGUGUUGGUCCUGAAAUUCCUCCUUCCAUGCAGACGUGGUUGGACACCAACACCAAUGUCAACGAUCCAAGCCAGAAGAAGGCUGCAGCCUUUUCGACCAAGAGGGAUUCGAAGGAAGUCUUGGUCAGCUGGAAGUCGAGACUCACCUUAGAGAUGGCUCAAGCCAUCGAAGACGUUGGUGACUGCGGUCGACUCAUGAAAGCAACUGGGUAUAAACUCAUUGGGAAUGACUCUGAGAUGCUAAGCAAUUCCGACCACCUUGUCGACACAUUCCCAUUACCUGAGCUUGAUAUCAAAGCAUUUGACUUUUUGUAGAAGGACAUCACAGAUCAUGUGUGGCUCGUAAUAGCUUGUCAGAUGUCAUUGGUCCUCUAUCGCCAGGGAGAUGAAAGUAUUUUAUAAGUUUUAUCAGCAUAAAUGACAAGACACUCGAAGGAAGCUCACCAAGUAUUAGUGUCUACUUACAAACAGUAACACUUACCAACAACACUCUUAUGUAACAGUCAGAGCAGCGAAACAGACUCCAGACUUAUCAAAGUUGUACGCUAUUUUUAAUGAUACAAUAUUGAUCGAUUUAGGGUCAGUUUCGUUGUUGUGACUUGGGUAUUAACCCAGCAUUUUUUUCUGUGUAAAUGUCAUGGUGAAUCGCCCCCACUUCUCCAUCAUUGGUCAGUUUAUAUCAUCGAAAGUUAACCAUUUUCUUAAUAUUGUUGAAUCUGAAAAUAGCAUUGAACAUGUUGAGCUCCGACAAAUAUGAUUUUCGACGUAGGAUAAUAAUUACAUUCAUCACAGUGUAUUCUUACGAUGUCCGCGUUCAUCGCUAUUUCCGAUUUUGUAGUACCAAACUCUUAUUCAAAUAUUGUUCAAUCAAAACAAGAUAACAAUUCUCUCCAAUUUCCUUCGUAUAUUAGAUGUGACAUACCUACCACCACCCCCCCCCCCCCCCCGAUUUCAUGCGUUUGGCCGUCCUCUAUUUUACAUUGUUUUCGCAACAUUUUUAGACUUGAUUUUUAUGUAAUCAUUUUUUAGGAAAUUAUCGACAUCAUUAUUCUCCUAUCAGGACGUUCCUUUGAUGAAUAAGAAACAUGGAAAGAGUGUCCUGAUUGGUGGAAAUUCAAAUGACGUAUGCUUUUAAUAUAGUCAUCUCUCAAGCGCAUUGUGUGUCCAAUAUAUUUAUAAUGCUUCUAGGUAUGAAUUAUGGCGUCGCUGGUUUUCCAUACUUAAGAUAAAUUUAAAUGAAUUGCUACUUUUGAUAAUGACUUUGCCAUAUAUUAUGUGACUUUUUAAGUGAAAUGUACAUUGAUUCAUUUAUAUAUUCGAUUAUAAUGUGUGUGACUAAUUAACAAAUUAUGUUAGAAAAUUAAGAAUGAUUUUAUCGUUGAAAAUAAAAUUAUGUGGAAUAUUUUCAUAAUCGACCAAGUGUAUAUUUAGCAUAUUUAUCAUUAUCAUAACUUUCUUGUUUUUACUCUGCCAUUCUAGGUAUCUUUCGUAAAACAUACAUAUUAUGUUAUCAAUCGCUCCGUUCUACACGUAAUACAGUAACUAAUAACAAAGUAAUUGUAGGCUUUCGGAAUAUCAUCAUAUUUGGUGACACAUUAUUUCAAAGCUGAAAAACUAAGGGAGGUCUUAGGGUAUAUAUUUCAUCUGAAUACCAAAAGUAUGUGAAAUGCGAUGCCUUGACAACACUGGAUGAAAAAUCGAUUGUUUCAAGGACAUUCUAAUGACAAAGUUUUCUCUAAUUUGUCUAUGAAACAGUUCCAUGACUUUUGCUCCGGCGACAAUUGCUCCGCUGAAAUUUCCACACGCCAAUGGAAUAUUCUAAUGGGGCCAGUUGGACCAAUUGAGACCAGUUGACCCUACAGUAGGACCUUAAUUGAUAUCUAAUUUUGACCCA
Messenger RNA from Lytechinus variegatus (green sea urchin), 3941 nucleotides. RefSeq names its product carbohydrate sulfotransferase 4-like. The transcript has a single exon. Bases 743 to 2362 code for a protein of 539 amino acids. Lineage: Eukaryota; Metazoa; Echinodermata; Echinoidea; Temnopleuroida; Toxopneustidae. Gene Ontology annotation, biological process: N-acetylglucosamine metabolic process; sulfur compound metabolic process. Gene Ontology annotation, molecular function: N-acetylglucosamine 6-O-sulfotransferase activity. The record is from RefSeq and is a predicted model, not a curated record.